UGUUCUCCACUCGUCUCUCAUAUUUUCUUUUCUCCCUUGCAUGUCCAAGUCCCCCUUUUCAGCUUUUCUAUCCAAGGGUAAUCCUGGUUUGCCAUUAUAGCAACUUCCUCCGCGUCUUUGCUUCGCCAGUUCAACAAGACCUGCCGGUCUAACAAUGGCUUCAGUAUCAGCUUCUUGUCUCAGGUUCCAUCCUCUGCUUCUCCAUUCCAACCAGCCAGCGCAGGGUAGUUUUAAGUUGGUUUCAGUGAGUUGGCCAAAGAGCUGGUUCCCUUCUUUAAAGGCCACCCGCUUCCGCGUCUCCUGUGCGGCAAAGCCAGAGACAGUGCAGAAAGUUUGUGACAUUGUACGGAAACAGCUGGUUUUGUCUCCCGAGACCCUGCUCACUCCUGAAACCAAGUUCUCAGAACUUGGUGCUGAUUCCCUUGACACAGUGGAGAUAGUGAUGGGGUUAGAGGAAGAAUUUAACAUUAGCGUCGAGGAGGAUAGUUCUCAAAAUAUAACAACUGUCAAGGAAGCAGCAGACUUGAUAGAAAAACUGGUUCAAAAGAAAGCAGAAGCUGGAGCUUAAUUAAGCCAAGUCAAGCUCCGUGGUUUCAGAGUGGACUGUGUUAGGAUCAUUAACUUCGUGGAUUUGUUUUGCCUUGAUUAUUUCCAACUUGCUCCCGGUAUUCUUUGUUUAGAAGGCUAGCCAGGUUGAUUUAAUUUAAAGUUAUGUUUAUUGGUUGCGGAA
This is a messenger RNA of Hevea brasiliensis (rubber tree), 730 nucleotides long. Its product is annotated as acyl carrier protein 4, chloroplastic. Lineage: Eukaryota; Viridiplantae; Streptophyta; Magnoliopsida; Malpighiales; Euphorbiaceae. The transcript is spliced from 4 exons. Gene Ontology annotation, biological process: fatty acid biosynthetic process. The coding region runs from base 155 to 568 and encodes 137 amino acids. Gene Ontology annotation, molecular function: acyl carrier activity. The record is from RefSeq and is a predicted model, not a curated record.